ACGCGACCACAAUGUCUCGCAUCCAAACACAAACACAAACACACCACCACAUAUACUAUAAUCAGCGCCAAACCCAUAGACACCGCUCUUCCUUAAAAACCCAUUCUCCUAUUAUUACUAUGACUUCCUUCUACCUCUCCCACAAUUAAACCCUCCUUCCUACUGUGUAGUUGUUUUACAACGUUAUAAUACUAAAAGAUUGUUAGUUUUUGCUUCGAUCUGUUCCAAUUUUGAGUUCACUUCUUCCAAAACUAUGAGCUUCUCUAGACUUGGUCGUUCCUUGUCACGAUCUUCUCGCUCCAGAAAUUUGUUGUGUGGGGGUAAUGGAGGGAGAUCGGCGAUCGUGAACGAAGCGCUUUUGGGAGUGCCACGUGUCAAUGACCCGGUGGAUUUGGGGUUAGGGUUUUUGAGGCGGUACUUAGCUACACUUGGAGCUCACAAACGCUUCGUUUCCAAGGCUUAUUUGUCUGAUUUGAACCAUGUUCUUGCUAACCCUAGAUUACGUCGGUUUUUCUCCAGUGAAGCCCCAAAGAAAAAGAAUUAUGAGAACUUUUAUCCCAAUGAGAAGAAGGAAAUUCCAAAAGGAAACGGGCGGAAAUCAGAGUCCAAAGAUGACUCAAAGACCGAUGAUCAUGGGAAUUUUCAAGAAGCUUUCAUGAAGCAAUUUCAGAAUUUUAUCACUCCUUUACUAGUGAUUGGGCUAGUUCUUUCUUCCUUUUCAUUUGGUCCUCGUGAACAGCAACAGAUUAGUUUUCAAGAGUUCAAAAACAAGCUUCUGGAGCCCGGUUUGGUGGACCGUAUAGUUAUUUCUAAUAAAUCAGUUGCGAAGAUUUAUGUGAGAAGCUCGCCACAAAAUCAAACAAGUGAUGAUGUUGUGCAGGGACCUGUUAGUGGCUCCCCUGCAAAAGGAAAUGGGGGCCAGUAUAAAUACUAUUUUAACAUUGGAAGUGUUGAAUCUUUUGAGGAGAAGCUAGAGGAAGCCCAGGAAGCAUUAGGGAUAGAUUCUCAUGAUUUUGUUCCUGUAACAUAUGUCUCCGAAAUGGUUUGGUACCAAGAAUUAAUGAGAUUUGCACCAACUCUCUUGAUUUUGGGAUCCCUACUGUAUAUGGGGCGGAGAAUGCAAGGUGGGCUUGGUGUUGGUGGUGGUGGUGGUGGAAAGGGUGCCCGUGGAAUUUUCAACAUAGGAAAAGCCCAUGUUACAAAAGUAGAUAAAAAUGCCAAGAAUAAGGUCUAUUUUAAAGAUGUUGCUGGCUGUGAUGAGGCAAAGCAAGAGAUCAUGGAAUUUGUGCACUUCCUAAAGAACCCAAAGAAAUAUGAGGAUUUGGGAGCAAAAAUUCCAAAAGGUGCUCUCUUGGUAGGUCCCCCAGGUACAGGAAAGACUCUUCUAGCAAAAGCGACUGCAGGGGAAUCUGGUGUGCCUUUUCUCUCCAUUUCUGGUUCAGAUUUCAUGGAGAUGUUUGUCGGUGUUGGACCGUCCAGGGUGAGAAACUUGUUUCAAGAAGCAAGGCAGUGUGCUCCCAGUAUAGUUUUUAUUGAUGAGAUUGAUGCAAUUGGUCGAGCAAGGGGGCGUGGGGGCUUCUCAGGUUCUAAUGAUGAGCGUGAAAGUACUCUAAAUCAGCUGCUGGUAGAAAUGGAUGGCUUUGGAACCACUGCUGGUGUUGUUGUGCUUGCUGGCACUAAUAGACCUGAUAUUUUAGACAAAGCUCUGUUGAGGCCUGGCCGAUUUGAUCGCCAAAUUUCCAUUGAUAAACCUGACAUUAAAGGUCGUGACCAGAUAUUUAAGAUCUACUUGAAAAGGAUUAAACUUGAUCAUGAGCCAUCAUAUUUCUCUCAAAGGCUUGCAGCUCUGACUCCUGGCUUUGCUGGAGCAGACAUUGCAAAUGUCUGUAAUGAAGCUGCUCUAAUUGCUGCUAGGGGUGAGGGAACACAGGUCACAAUGAAACAUUUUGAGGCAGCUAUAGAUAGGAUUAUUGGUGGUCUGGAGAAGAAGAACAAGGUGAUAAGCAAGCUGGAGCGACGCACUGUUGCCUACCAUGAAUCAGGUCAUGCUGUUUCUGGCUGGUUCUUAGAACAUGCAGAACCCUUGUUGAAAGUCACAAUUGUUCCUCGUGGUACAGCAGCUCUUGGAUUUGCCCAAUACGUUCCUAAUGAAAACCUUCUCAUGACUAAGGAGCAGCUUUUCGAUAUGACAUGCAUGACCCUUGGUGGUCGGGCUGCUGAACAGGUGCUAUUGGGGAAGAUCUCGACAGGAGCCCAAAAUGACUUGGAAAAGGUGACAAAGAUGACCUAUGCUCAAGUAGCAGUGUAUGGUUUUAGUGACAAGGUGGGCCUCCUCUCUUUUCCUCCAAGGGAUGAUGCAUUUGAGAUGACCAAGCCCUACAGCAGCAAGACUGCAGCAAUUAUUGACAAUGAAGUGCGAGAUUGGGUGGGCAAGGCAUAUGAACGCACAAUCCAACUCAUAGAGGAACACAAAGAACAAGUGGCUGAAAUCGCUGAGCUGUUGCUUGAAAAGGAAGUUCUUCACCCAGAGGACUUGCUUCGAGUUUUGGGUGAACGACCUUUCAAAUCAAGUGAGAUUACAAAUUAUGAUAGAUUUAAGCUAGGUUUUCAAGAGGAAGAUCAGAAGACUGUAGAGACCCCUGCUAGCGCGUCUGAGGAGGAGGAUGGGUCUUCACCCCUAGAGCCUCAAGUCGUUCCCACUUGAUUACUAGGGACGUUCGUUUGUAAUUGUAAAUGAAUUGUUUUUCAUUUUCUUAAUGUGGACAAAAUAUGUAUAAUUGAUUAUAGUGUCAUCUUUGCUUCAAAAGGUGACUUCGGAAUAGAUAUUUCUUGUAAUUUGUCAGCUGCUAAUGCUAUACCAAAAUUCUCUUUUUUAUGUUCC
Quercus lobata is the source of this 2881-nucleotide messenger RNA. RefSeq names its product ATP-dependent zinc metalloprotease FTSH 10, mitochondrial-like. Gene Ontology annotation, molecular function: zinc ion binding; ATP-dependent peptidase activity; metalloendopeptidase activity. The transcript is spliced from 8 exons. Gene Ontology annotation, biological process: mitochondrial protein processing. The coding region runs from base 254 to 2704 and encodes 816 amino acids. The record is from RefSeq and is a predicted model, not a curated record. Gene Ontology annotation, cellular component: chloroplast thylakoid membrane; m-AAA complex. Lineage: Eukaryota; Viridiplantae; Streptophyta; Magnoliopsida; Fagales; Fagaceae.